GACAGCGAUCGUACCGGAAACCCUCCUCUUGUCUCACUGUAACAAUGCGAAUCGUGCGACCGUACGACCGUUCAUUGAAGCGAUUUUCUGCCAGUACCUGCACUGAGAAACAAUGCGUCUCUCGUCGUUUUUGUGGGGUUUUUGUUGCUGGGUAAUAUAAGACGCUGGCUGUAUUGCGCACGUCGCGCGCUUAUAUCUCUGAAAUAGCACAGACGGGCUUCAGUUCUUCCGUACAGGGAGGGGUGUGAGUGAACGCCGUGAUUUUCUUUGUUUACACCGGAAUUAAAGUGAGAAUGCGACGGAUUGUCGGACUGCAGGUGCCUGUGAUAUUGUGGAUCUUUAAUGUUUAUGUGAAGCUCAGUUCUGGAGCCCAGAGGUGUGAUGAGGUGUUGGCCACACCGCUUCCCUACAGCGCCUUCACCAGCUCUUCUGUGCUGGCGGCUGAUUUUGGCGCUGGCUAUGCCAAACUCAACAGGAGAGUAGGCAAUGGAGGGUGGUCACCGCGAGACACUGACAAGCAUCAGUGGCUACAGGUGGAUCUCAAAGCCAGGAGGCAAAUCACCGCCAUAGCGACACAGGGCAGAUACAGCAGCCCCGAUUGGACGAAACAUUACAGGAUACUCUACAGUGACACAGGAAGUAAUUGGAAACCUUAUCAGCAAGAUGGCAACAUAUGGACCUUUUCAGGUAACUGGAACUCAGAGCGGGUCGUGCGUCAUGAACUUCAACAUCCUUUCGUGACUCGAUAUGUGCGGUUCCUCCCGCUGGACUGGAAUGAGGAGGGCAGAAUUGGGCUGAGGGUGGAGCUCUAUGGUUGCUCUUACUAUGCGGAUGUGAUCAGCUUUGAUGGCCAGGGAGUGAUUUCAUAUCGAUUCCGACAGAAGAAGCUGAAGAUCACGAAGGAUGUGAUUUCGCUGAAGUUUAAGACCACUAAAGGAGACGGCAUUCUGCUGCAUGGAGAGGGGCAACAGGGGGAUUACAUCACACUCGAGCUGCGCAGAGCCAAACUACUGCUGCACAUCAACCUGGGCAGUAAUCAGUACGGCUCUAUUCGAGGUCACACAUCAGCGUCUAGCGGCAGUCUGUUGGACGACGAUCACUGGCACUCGGUUCUGAUCGAACGCUACAGACGCAACGUCAACUUCACCCUCGAUCAGCACACGCAGAGCUUCCGGACCAACGGAGAGUUUGACCACCUGGACCUCGAUUAUGAAAUUACGUUUGGGGGGAUGCCAGUAUCUGCCAAGCCCAGCUCAGGAGGUCGAGAAAACUUCUUCGGCUGCAUGGAGGCCAUUCAUUACAACGGAGACAAUAUCACUAACCUCGCACGCAAGAGGAAAGUGGACACCUCCAGUUUUCGUAACCUGACGUUCUCCUGCGCAGAAUCAAACACGUUCCCGGCGUUCUUUAAUUCCACCAGCACCUUGCAGCUUCCCGGUCGAUCCGAUGCGGAUACAGUGUCGGUCAGACUCCAUUUCCGCACGUGGAACCCCAGCGGUCUUCUCUUCUUUACCCCGCUCAUGCCCGGUGGGGUGGAGGUCAGUCUGGUGGACGGCAAAGUCACCGUCCACAUCUACAUCGCAAUGGAAAAAAACACACGUGUGGAUAUAUCAUCAGGUUCUGGUCUUAAUGAUGGUCAAUGGCACAGCGUUCACUUUCUGGCACUGGAGAGCAUUGCAAUGUUGACCAUCAACGGCGAUGAGAUGUCCACAGUGAGAGCUGCCCUGCCUAUUCAGAUCAGGACUGGGGGAGAUUAUUUUUUCGGAGGAUAUUUCCCGUGGACGGCCCUUUCACCAUCACAGCGUUCCUUUCAGGGCUGCAUGCAGCUCAUUCACGUGGAUGACCAGCUGGUUGACCUGCGAUCUGUUGAGCAAGGCAUGCUGGGUAGUUUUGAGAACGUCAGCCUAGACGUGUGUGCCAUCAUAGACAGGUGUGAGCCAAACCACUGUGAACACGGAGGCCGAUGCUUUCAGACUGGAAAUGCUUUUAAAUGUGCCUGUGAUGGGACUGGAUACUCUGGUGCCACCUGCCACAACUCUGUCUAUGAACAGUCUUGUGAGGAGUACAAACAUAUGGGCCGAACCUCAGACACGUACUGGAUCGAUCCUGACGGCAGCGGACCCCUCGAACCCUUCAAAGUCACCUGUGAUAUGACAGAAAACAAAGUAUGGACAACCGUCGUGAAUGAUUUGUCACCUCAGAGUCAUGUGACAGCAGCUUCUGGUCCUGAAGAGAAGACUGUACUUACCCUAAAUUACAGCAUGUCUGAUGAACAGAUGAACGCAGUCACCAGCAGCUCUGAGAUCUGUGAGCAGUACGUGGCCUACAUGUGCUACAAAUCACGCCUGCUCAACUCACCAGAUGAGUCUUCAUCCUCGUGGUGGGUCGGCCGGGGAAAUGAAAAGCAUUUCUAUUGGGGUGGCUCGGGACCGGGUGUGCAGAAAUGUGCUUGUGGCAUCGAGCGCAACUGUACAGACCCCAGAUACUACUGUAACUGCGAUGCUGAUCUGAGACAAUGGAAGGAGGAUGACGGUCUGUUAAUGUAUAAGGAGCAUCUGCCUGUCAGUCAUGUGGUUUUCGGGGAUACACAUCGUUCGGGAUCAGAAGCCAAACUCACUGUUGGGCCACUUCGUUGUAAAGGAGAUCGUAACUACUGGAAUGCAGCGUCCUUCAAUACACCUGCAUCCUAUCUGCAUUUUACCUCCAUCCAAGGCGAGAACAGCAUCGACAUCUCCUUCUACUUUAAGACGUCCUCUUCGCACGGUAUCUUUCUGGAAAACCUGGGAAGUCCAGACUUCAUCCGUGUAGAAUUGAAAUCCGCUACGAUGGUGUCGUUCUCCUUUGAUGUGGGUAACGGACCGGUGGAGUUGACCGUCCGCUCGUACGCAGCCCUCAAUGAUGACCAGUGGCACAGAGUAGAGGCGGAACGAAAUAUUAAAGAGGCUGUUUUGCGAUUGGAUAAGACAUAUAGGGAGGCGCGGCCGGCCCCGCCUCAGGGACACACCCGCCUGCAGCUCUUUAGUCAACUGUUCGUAGGGGCAUCAGGAGGGCAAAGAGGUGUCCUGGGCUGCAUUCGUUCUCUGAGGAUCAAUGGGGUCGCGCUUGACCUUGAGGAGAGGGCAAAGGUCACUCCAGGGGUGAAGCCGGGCUGCUCGGGUCAUUGCACCAGUUAUGGGAUGCACUGCCGAAAUGGAGGAAAAUGUCUGGAGAAAUAUAACGGCUACUCCUGUGACUGCAGUCUGACUGCUUUCGAUGGACAAUUCUGCAGUAAUGAUGUUGGGGGUUACUUUGAGAGUGGGACCCUGGUGCGGUACGACCUCAUGUCAGACAGCAGCUCUCUUCCUGAGGUUAAAGAUGUAAAAGAAGGCUCUGGAGUUUUGAGCGCUGUGGGUAAUCUGACCCGUGAAGAGCUCAGUUUUAGUUUCAGUACAUCACAGACCCCCUCCGUCCUCAUCUACAUCAGCUCCAAGACCCAGGAUUACAUGGCCGUGGUUCUGCGGCAUAACGGUUCUCUCCAGAUUCGCUAUAAUCUGGGUGGAUUGAGGGAGCCAUACACGAUCAACCUAAAUAAUCCUAACAUGGCGAACGGACAACCCCAUAACGUUAACAUCACGCGACAUGACAGACUCAUUCAGCUGCAGUUGGACCACUAUCCUACAGUAAGCUACUUUCUACCUGAAGCAUCGGACACAGAGUUUAACCUCGUGAAGACCAUUUUCUUAGGAAAGGUUUUUGAAACGGGUCAGAUUGAUCCAGUGUUGAUCGAGCGCUAUAACACCCCAGGCUUCGUGGGCUGCCUCUCCAGAGUGCAGUUUAAUCGCGUGGCCCCGCUGAAGGCCGCCCUGAGGACGAACGUUCCCUCCACCGCAUCUGUACAGGGACUCCUGGUAGAGUCUAACUGCGGAGCAUCUCCACUUACAGUUCCACCCAUGUCUGUCACCUUUGACCCCUGGCACCCAGAUUCAGCUGAUGCCCAAUUUCCAUUCAACGAAGAGCGAAUAAACCGCGAUGCAGUCAACAGGAAAUCUGCAAUUAUUGGAGGCAUCAUCGCAGUUGUGAUUUUUACCAUCCUCUGCACGCUGGCGUUUCUGGUUCGUCAUUUGUUUCGUCACAAAGGCUCCUACCACACCAAUGAAGCCAAAGGGGCGGAGUCUGCAGACUGCGCCGACGCAGCCAUCAUUGUAAAUGACCCCGCCUUUACAGAGACCAUUGACGAGAGCAAGAAGGAGUGGUUUAUUUAGCCACACCCCAAUGGGAGGGGCUUCACUCCCAUGCUUUGAAGGACACGUACGGAAAGAGAAACCCAUUGUUUGGGUAUGUUCAGUCGGUUUGGACCACGUCUGUGCACUUCCGGCUCUUCUGUAAUUAUUUUGUAUGUACAGUACGUCACUACAGCACAAGGACUUGUAUAAGAUCAAACGCAUCCCAUGCACAUUCCACAGACAACAGUAGAUAGCAAUCGAUGCCUUUUCAUCAUUGCAAUACCUACCGUCUGAUUACAAAAGGGAAUGGUUGACUGGCAGAAAUGUGCAUUUAUCAGGUUUGAAUGCACCAAAAACUCCAAUAGCACAAAUGUGUACAGAACGCAUAACUUUGUUUUCGAUAAUGACAUCUGAUUGUAUUUAAAUGUUAUGUUGUCAGCAUCUUCAGGAUAAGAUUAUAUUGUAGCAUGGUUAUCGGGCAAUGGCAUUUCUGAAUCAUUCAUCAAUGUUAAUGCAGCACUUUUCUAUCUCAUGAUAUCUUUAUAGUUACCAGAAUUCAGUGUUAUUUAUCUGUCCUCCAUAAGUGCUUGUUCUAACUUUAUGCGUUUUAGAUAACCCGUCUUCAAUUUUGUAAGGAAUCUUAACAUGAACACAAGCUCUAGUGGAGUUUUAGCAGUUUAGUUGAUGUGCGUAGUAAAUGAAAACAUGUUCGGUCCAGUUUAUUUAAAUGUGCAUCAAGGGUUAAUUGACAUUACUGAUGCCCAAGCAUGAUUUUUUUAUUGAAUGGCCUCAUAUGCUUAUAUAGGAUAUUAUUAUUUAUCUUUGUGUGUUUGCAAUUUAAUGCAAAAGUUAAUUUAAGGUUGGCCACAGAAGCAACACAUUUUUAUUGUCUUUAUCUUAUGUUUCAUGUCAUUUUGAAUAACGUCUGAAUUGUUGUCUUUUUGGCAAUUUAUUAACAUUCCUCAACGGCAGUAUUUAUUUAAACCUUCAGAUAAAUCACAAAACUUAGUUUAUGUUAAAGCAACACAAUAAUGUUUCUUUUAAUGAUGGAACUUAAUACAUGAUUGUUAAUUUCCAGAAAUGUUUAUGUGUUUAUUUAAUGAUAAAGGGUGAAAAGUUACUGAGUUUCCAGUAAUGAACACAUUGCAAAUAUCAAUAAACCACUGGAUUGUUUUUUGUAAGCAGACCAGGUAAAGUGUGACAGUUGUUUUACUCUCUCAUGUCACAAUAGUUAAUGUGCCUUUGAUAAUUAAGCAACAAUUAAUCAUCAAAUUAUCAUACCCUACAUUUUACCUUUAUUCGCUUGAUUUAGUUUUUACAUGAACAUUUGAUCUCUUAAAAAAAAUUAAACCGGAUGUGUUUGUUAAUGUAAAUGACCUCACAUAUGCUUGUCUGACUUCUGCAUGUCAGUGUACUGUAUUUCACACAUGGUUCUAGCUGCACAGGAUUAAAUUCGACAUCAAAGGCAUUUUUUUAAUAAAUAUGCGUGGUUGUGUCAUAACCUAGAUGAGUUUUACAGCGAUGAAUAGUGAGGGAACAUUGAGAAUUAAAAAUUAAGUGUAAAUAAUGUUCUGAAAACAGUGACAUAGGCAAUUAUUGUAACACCACAGGUUAAAACCACAGUAAAGAAUGAUAACCAUAUUCAUGUAUUGUACCUUGUGCAAAUAUCAUAGCACUUUUAUAGUGCAUGUACAGGUAAAAACUUGACACUUUUUGGUACUAUUCAGUCUUUUAAAAGAUUUUCGAAGAGUUUGGAUAUGAUAUGACCCCUUUAUCAAAGCUUAAAACAAGAGUAAUCGGUUCAUAUUAAUUGGUUACUGACAAAUCACCGGUAAUAAUAAAAUGAAAAAAAAAAACAUACUGAGAAUGAUACUUUGUUUUGCAAUGUUACUUGUGUCUUGUUUAUUUAUUUAUUUAUUGUAAAUAAAACUGCUUCCAUAAUGCACAAAAUGUUUGUUGCAUUGCAUUGCCUUUUAAUAUUUAACUCAUGUAAAUAAAAUUUUGUAACAUA
Molecule: messenger RNA, 6213 nt
Organism: Paramisgurnus dabryanus
Lineage: Eukaryota; Metazoa; Chordata; Actinopteri; Cypriniformes; Cobitidae
Gene: cntnap2b
Product: contactin associated protein 2b
Source: RefSeq, a predicted model, not a curated record